Messenger RNA from Drosophila erecta, 2698 nucleotides. RefSeq names its product organic cation transporter protein. The record is from RefSeq and is a predicted model, not a curated record. The coding region runs from base 879 to 2594 and encodes 571 amino acids. Gene Ontology annotation, cellular component: membrane. NCBI's taxonomy places the organism in Eukaryota, Metazoa, Arthropoda, Insecta, Diptera, Drosophilidae. Gene Ontology annotation, biological process: transmembrane transport. Gene Ontology annotation, molecular function: transmembrane transporter activity. The transcript is spliced from 6 exons.
UCAAUGGGCUUAACAAAAUAAACUUUUGCUCAGAUUGAGUACUUGUGUAUCUACACGAUUCCGUUUGGCAUCGGGGCUUAUCAGCUGGAUGAACAGUCGUUCUGCGAGAUAUUACCGAUUUAUGGCGGCAUUCAGAAGGCUUGUGUCAUACAUCAUACAUCUAUCAAGCAAUUACAGCGCGCCAAUAAUUCACGAGCUCCCACUUACUGUGGCUUCAUUGAAACUUAUCAUUGAUUUAUCAAUCUGGUCGGAAACCGGCCGAUCGACUGGGGAUACAGUUCCCGUUCCCCCACCUAAUCAUCGCAUGGUCGGGCAGAGCAGGCAAGUGUAAAGUGAGGGCAAACAGACACCAAAGUCAAUGACAUGGCACAAAUAGCGUAAGAUAGAGCUUGUUGACCCAGUGGAGCAAUCAGCUAACAGCUGGCCAGCUGACAGCUAACAGCUAACAGCACAAGCCACUACCAGACACCAAGUCUCGUCGUCUGAGAGAUAAACGAUAGCUGCGAAACCAUUAUUAUCUAUAUCCACAACUUAGCGCGUUCGGAUAAUAGUAGUAAUACUCGAAGUUCUCCCAUCGUCGCACACAGCCACAUGCCUGUAGUUUCGGAUUUGGGGCCUGAUAAGAGCCCGAUAAGAAGGAAAUAUGGAGAAGAGCAGACGGGUUAAAAAUAGAAAACCGAGUGCGGCCACAAUCGAAAGAAAUCAUUCUUUGACUGGCACUGCUCCGAGCAAGACGCUCCAGAGAGUCUAAAAAUAAGCGCCAACGCUAGCGAGGCGGAAAGAUCGCGGGACGCGAGUUAUAAAACAACGAUUAGAAGGAGUGCAUCCACCACGUGGCUGGCGGGCAAUUAAGUGUAGUGAUAUAGUACUCAGACAUUAUGACCAGCCAGACGGAGGGAAAUGGAAGCAAGCCGACCGAUUCCACGACCAAUGGACAUUCGGACGCGGAGGCGGCGAAGCAGGGGGCUGGUGGGGAUGAGGACAACUCGCUGGACGCGAUUCUGGUGCGGAUUGGCCAGUUCGGGCGCUACCAGAUUAUCAACUAUGUGCUGCUCUGCGUUCCCAUGCUCUUCAACGCGUUCUUCUCCAUCUCCUAUGUUUUCACGGCGAGCACAGUGGUACACAGGUGCACUGUUCCGCAGUGCGACAGUCCCAGCAGUGUCUAUAAGGAGGACUGGCUCGGCUUCACCAUCCCCUACAAGAACUCCGCCUGGGAUGCCUGUCAUCGGUACGCCGCCAACCUGUCUGGGACUAUCUCGGAAUACACCGACCCGUCUGGAAAGUACUGCCUCCAGGAGUAUUUCACCGAUACGUCGGAGACCUGUGGACGCGACUUCAAGUUCAGGGACGAGGAGAAGACCAUAUCAACGGAGUUUGGUAUAUACUGUGAGGACGAGUGGAUGCUCUCCAUGGUUGGCACUGUAAACAACGUGGGCCAGUUCGUGGGCAUACCCCUAGGAGGAUACUUUGCGGAUCGAUACGGACGACGCACAAUGCUGGCUGUAGCCGGAUCCCUGAGUGCUCUAAUGGGCGUGAUCCGUUCGCUGUCGACCAACUACUCCAUGUUCGUGGUGUUCGAGUUCCUGGACAUGGUCGUGGGCAGCACCCUCUUCCCCACCGCCUUUCUGCUGGCAAUCGAGCUGGUUGGGCCCAAGAGGCGAGUGGCUGCGGCCACCAUAAUCACUAUCUUCUACGCGCUGGGCGAGGCCUUCCUCGGAUUCCUGGCUUCCCAGUUUCAGCACUGGCGCUGGCUGCUCCGGGUGCUUUACGCUCCGGCUGUGCUGCAGAUCCUCUUUCUGUGGAUCUUGCCGGAGAGCGUCCGCUGGCUCCUGAGUCAGGGUGCCGAGGAGAAGGCGUCCAAUGUGCUGCGGCGGGCGGCGCGGAUCAACAAGCGGCCCUUGCCGGAGGAGCAGUUGCAGGAUCUCUUGGCUAGCAAUCGACAGAAGCUGAGCCAGGCCAACGAGAGCCAGUAUCCAAUAAUGCGAGCCGUGCCCUUCUUCGCGCUGCGGAUAGCCAACUGUUGCCUCUGCUGGUUCACGCACACACUGAUCGCCUUGGGUCUUAGCCUGAACUCUGUUAACCUGGCCGGCAACAAGUACACCAACUUCAUGCUGAACGGUUUCAUCCAGAUACCUGGCCUCUUGCUCCCGCUGAUCAUCAUGGACCGCGUGGGCAGGCGCUACUCCCUCUGCGCCUCGAUGCUGCUCUGUGCCAUUUGCAUGGGUGCUUCUGCCGCAGUGCCAGCAGAUAACCACGCGGGCUUUCUGACCCUCUUCCUAAUUGGAAAGCUGGCCAUCACCUGCAGCUUCCAGAUCUUGUACUUCUUCACCUCGGAGAUCUUUCCCACCAACGUGCGAAACACCCUGUUGUCCCUCUGCUCCAUGGUGGGACGCAUCGGAUCCAUGCUGGCCCCACAAACCCCCCUAUUGGCCAAGUACUACAUAUACGCCCCGCAGAUCCUGUUCGCCACCUUCGCCCUGGUCAGCGGCUUCCUGACCCUGGCCUUUCCCGAGACGGCGGACAAGGUGCUUCCAACGACCAUCGACGAGGCACGCGAUCUGAGUAAGGCCAAGCGACGUGGUGAGGCGUCGUGAUAUCCGUCAUAUUGAUGAGCAGCUUUAGCAUCGUUUUUAAAGUCGUAGAUAUAUGUUUUUGUUUUGCUUGUUUAUUUUAUUUUAUACAUAUGUACAUCGUUUUU